GGGAGGUCUCCUUGGGGAGGGGUCUCCGAGCUGGGGGUGGAGGUCUCCAGGGGGAGGGGUCUCCGAUGAAGGCCGCGGGGCGGGGCCGGGCGCGGCGGAGGUCGGCGGGGGUGUGUCCGAGGGGCCCGCAGGAGCGCAGACUCGCGCUCCGCGGAGUCCCGGCGCGCGGUCGCCGCUUUUUCCCCGGAGCCACCCGAACGGCAGAGACGAGAUGCGUGUCGGCGGCGCGGGGCUGGCGCUCCUGGCCUCGCUGCUCUGGGUCGCCGUGCAGGGCCAGCAGAGAGGGCUGUUCCCUGCCAUUCUCAACCUUGCCAGCAAUGCCCACAUCAGCACCAACGCGACCUGCGGGGAGAAGGGGCCGGAGACAUACUGCAAGCUGGUGGAGCACGUGCCCAGGAGGGCCAUGCGCAACGCCCAGUGCCGGCUCUGCGACGGCAGCAGUGCCAACCCCAAAGAACGCCAUCCCAUAUCAAAUGCCAUCGAUGGCACGAAUAGCUGGUGGCAGAGUCCUAGCAUCCAAAACGGGAGAGAGUACCACUGGGUCACAAUCACUCUGGACUUGAGACAGGUCUUUCAAGUCGCUUAUGUCAUCAUCAAAGCUGCUAAUGCCCCUCGGCCUGGAAACUGGAUUUUGGAGCAUUCUCUGGACGGCAUGGAGUUCAGCCCCUGGCAGUACUAUGCAGUUAGUGACACGGAAUGUUUGACUCAUUACAAUAUCACUCCAAGACGGGGGCCGCCCACUUACAGGGCAGACGACGAAGUGAUCUGCACCUCCUAUUACUCCAGGCUGGUGCCGCUUGAGCACGGAGAGAUUCAUACAUCGCUAAUCAAUGGCAGACCAAGCUCUGAUGAUCUUUCACCCAAGUUGUUGGAAUUUACUUCUGCACGAUACAUCCGCCUGCGCUUACAGCGCAUUCGAACCCUCAAUGCUGAUCUUAUGACCCUCAGCCACCGGGACCCUAAAGACCUCGACCCUAUUGUCACAAGACGAUAUUACUAUUCAAUAAAAGACAUUUCUGUUGGAGGAAUGUGUAUUUGUUAUGGCCAUGCUAGUAGCUGCCCAUGGGAUGAAACUAUAAAGAAAUUCCAGUGUCAGUGUGAACAUAAUACGUGUGGUGACAGCUGCAAUCGGUGUUGUCCUGGGUACCGUCAGCAGCCCUGGAGGCCCGGCACUGUUUCCUCUGGUAACACGUGUGAAGAAUGCAAUUGCCACAAUAAAGCCAAAGACUGUUACUAUGAUGAAAAUGUGGCGAAUCAGAAGAGAAGUCUGAAUACUGCCGGACAAUUCAGAGGAGGAGGGGUUUGUAUUGAUUGCCUGCAGAAAACCAUGGGCAUCAACUGUGAAACCUGCGUGGAUGGAUAUUACAGACCACACAGGGUGUCACCUUAUGAUGACAACCCUUGUCAUCCCUGUGACUGUGACCCUCUGGGGUCCCUCAGUUCUGUCUGUAUUAAGAAUGACCUUCAUUCUGACUUGCACAGAGGGAAGUGGCCGGGUCAGUGUCCAUGCAAGGAAGGUUACGCAGGAGAAAAAUGUGAUCGCUGCCAGUUUGGUUAUAAGGGUUACCCUGCGUGUGUGCCCUGUGACUGUAACCCAGCCGGCAGCGUGAAUGAGGAACCCUGCUCCGAGGCUUGUCUCUGUAAGGAGAAUGUUGAGGGGAAACAUUGUGAUCGAUGCAAACCAGGAUUCUAUAACUUGGAGGAAAGGAACCCCCAGGGCUGCUCGGAAUGCUUCUGCUUUGGUGUCUCUGACGUUUGCGACAGCCUCUCCUGGCCAAUCAGUCAGGUGAAAGAUAUGUCCGGCUGGCUGGUCACCGACUUGGUCAGUUCCAGCCAGCUCCGGUCCCAGCAGGACAUGCUGGGCGGGCGUCACCAGAUCAGCAUCAACAGCUCGGCGGUGGUGCAGAGGCUGACCUCCCAGUAUUACUGGUCGGCCCCGGAGGCCUACCUGGGAAACAAGCUGACGGCGUUUGGUGGAUUCCUGAAGUACACGGUGUCUUACGAGGUCCCAGUGGAGAUGGCGGACGGUGACCCCAUGUCUCACGCUGACGUCAUCAUUAAGGGGAAUGGGCUCACUUUAAGGACCCAGGCAGAGGGCCUGUUAUUGCAGCCCUAUGAAGAGCACUUGAACGUGGUUAGACUCGUGCCUGAGCACUUCCGAGAUUUUCAUAGCAGGAGGGAGGUAGAUCGCGACCAGCUGAUGACCGUGCUUGCCAACGUGACACAUCUCUUGAUCAGAGCCGACUACAAUUCUGCAAAGAUGGCUCUUUACAGGUUGGAUUCUGUCUCUCUGGACACAGCCAGCCCUAACGUUAUAGACCUGUCCCUGGCCACAGAGGUGGAGCAUUGCGAGUGCCCCCAAGGCUAUGCGGGCAUCUCUUGUGAGUCCUGUCUCCCUGGCUAUUACCGCGUGGAUGGAAUACUCUUUGGAGGAAUCUGUCAGCCCUGUGAAUGCCACGGCCAUGCAGCUGAGUGUGACGUUCAUGGCGUUUGCUUUGCAUGCCAGCACAACACCACCGGGGACCGCUGCGAGCGCUGCCUGCCCGGCUUCUACGGGCUGCCUUCCCGAGGAACCCAUGGGGACUGCCAGCCGUGUGCCUGCCCGCUCUCCACGGCCUCCAAUAAUUUCAGCCCCACCUGCCACCUCGACGAUGGAGAUGAAGUGUUCUGUGACCAAUGUGCCCCAGGAUACGCGGGGGAUUGGUGCGAGAGAUGUGCAGACGGUUACUUUGGAAACCCAACAGUGCCCGGAGAUUCCUGUGUCCCUUGUAACUGCAGUGGCAAUGUGGACCCCUUGGAGGCCAGGAGCUGUGAUUCCGUCACCGGAGAAUGCCUGAGAUGCCUUGGGAACACUGACGGCCCCCACUGUGAGAGGUGUGCCUACGGGUUCUAUGGGGAUGCCGUGACUGCGAAAAACUGCCGCGCCUGUGAAUGCCAUGGCCAAGGCUCCCUUUCUGCUGCCUGCCAUCCUGAGACUGGACUCUGUGACUGCAAACCACACGUGACCGGACAGCAGUGUAACCAGUGCCUGCACGGCUACUACGGGUUGGACACGGGGCUCGGGUGCCUGCCCUGUAACUGCAGUGCAUCGGGCUCCCUGUCGGACGACUGCACGGAGGAAGGCCAGUGUCGCUGUGGCCCAGGUGUAGCUGGGGAGAGGUGUGACAGGUGUGCCCGCGGCUUCCAUGCCUACCAGGACGGUGGCUGUACACCCUGUGACUGUGCUCACACUCAGAACACCUGUGACCCGGAGUCAGGGGAGUGUGUCUGCCCGCCUCAUACUCGGGGUGCAACGUGCGAGGGGUGUGUAGACGGAUACUGGGGCCACGACCCGGAGCUCGGAUGCCAGGCCUGCAAUUGCAGUAGCGCGGGGUCAGCCAGUCAUCACUGCGAUGUGCUCACUGGUCAUUGCCAAUGUAAGCCUGCAUUUGGUGGACAGACCUGCCAUCAGUGCUCCCUGGGGUACAGAGACUUUCCGGACUGUGUGGCCUGUAACUGCGACCUGAGAGGGACACUGGCCGACACCUGUGGCCAGGAGCAGGGUCUCUGCAGCUGUGCCCCGGAGACCGGAACCUGCUCUUGCAAGGAAAAUGUCAUUGGCCCUCAAUGCAGUGAGUGUCGAGCUGGCACCUUUGCUCUGGACGAGGCGGACCCUCGGGGGUGCACCCCAUGCUUCUGCUUUGGGUUGUCACAGCUCUGCUCCGAGGCCGAGGGCUACGUGAGAAUGCCGGUAACGCUGGGCUCAGAUCAGCCUCUUCUGCGUGUGGUUUCUCAGAGUAACCUCAAGGGUACGACCGAGGGGGUGUAUUACCAGGCCCCUGAUGUCCUCCUGGAUGCCGUGACCGUCAGGCGGCAUGUCCACACAGAGCCGUUUUACUGGCGGCUGCCCGGGCAAUUUCAGGGAGACCAGCUCAUGGCCUACGGCAGCAAACUACGGUACAGCGUGGCCUUCUAUUCUUCCAGUGGGAUCGGCACCUCCAACCUGGAGCCUCAGGUGCUCAUCAAAGGAGGCCGGACCAGAAAGCAAGUCAUCUAUGUGGACGCGCCCGCCCCCAAGAACGGACUGAGACAAGAGCAGGAAGUGGGGAUGAAAGAGAAUUUUUGGAAAUACUUUAACUCUGUUUCUGAAGAACCUGUCACACGCUCAGAUUUUAUGUCUGUUCUUAGCAACAUUGAGUACAUCCUCAUCAAAGCAUCUUAUGGCCAAGGAUUACAGCAAAGCAGAAUCUCAAAUAUUUCUAUGGAGGUUGGCAGAAAGGCUGAAGAGUCGCACCCCAAGAGGGAGGUGGCAUCCCUUUUAGAGAAGUGUCUCUGUCCUCCUGGCACAGCUGGAUUCUCAUGUCAGGACUGCGCACCUGGUUACCACAGAGGGAAGCUUCCAGAAGGUGAUGGCAGGAGACCGCGCCCUCUGCUGGCUCCCUGUGUGCCUUGCAAUUGCAACAAACACAGUGACACCUGUGACCCUGAAACGGGGAAGUGUUUGAACUGCAGCCACAACACCGCCGGAGACCACUGCGAUGUGUGUGCCCCCGGCUACUACGGGAAGGUGACCGGCUCGGCCAGCGACUGCUCUCUCUGCACCUGUCCUCACGGCCUCCCUGCCAGUUUUAGUCCCACUUGUGUCUUGGAAGGUGAUCAUGAUUUUCGCUGUGAUGCCUGUUUUCCAGGCUACGAAGGACAAUAUUGUGAAAGGUGCUCCUUGGGCUACCGUGGGAACCCUCAGAUGCCGGGCGGCACCUGCCAGAGGUGUGACUGCAGCCCGCAUGGCUCUGUCCACAGUGACUGUGACCGCGGGUCCGGGCAGUGCGUCUGCAGGCCGGGGGCCACGGGGCUCCGCUGUGAGGACUGUGAACCAAGGCAUAUUCUGGUGGAGAGCGACUGUGUGUCCUGUGACGAUGAAUGUGGAGGCGUGCUGCUGAAUGACAUGGACCAUGUGGGUGAUGCCAUCGUCUCUGUGAACCUCUCCGGCAUCAUCCCUGUCCCGUAUGGGAUUUUGUCAAACCUGGAAAAUACAACGAAAUAUCUCCGGGACUCUUUUUUAAAAGAAAAUAUACAGAAAGAACUGGCAAAAAUACAGCUUGAAGGUGUCUCAGAACAAACAGAGGACCUGCAAAGGAAGCUGGACAGAGUGUUAACACGGAGCCAGCACGUGACCAGGGCCACUGAAAGGAUCCUCAACAAGAGUCGUGACCUCCUGACGUUUACGGAGAAGCUGCAGGCAGACAUCCAAGAAAUCAUCGAAAGGGCAGCAACUCUAAAUCAGACCUUGGAUGAAGAUGUCCAGUUACCCAGUUCUACUCUUCAGAAUAUGCAAAAGAACAUUACUUCAUUGCUGGAAAUCAUUCAGAAAAGGAAUUUCCUGCAGUUGCACCAAAAUGCCACUCUUGGACUCAAGGCUGCUGAAGAUUUAUUGUCACAAAUUCAGAAAAAUUACCAGAAACCACAGCAAGAGUUGGAGGUGUUAAAAGAAGCAGCAAGCAGCCUCCUUUCAAGACACAGCAGUAAAGUGCAGGCCGCAGAAGAGCUCCUGAGGGAGGCAGAGAGGAAGACCCAGGAAAGCAGGCGCCUGCUGUUCAUUGUCAGGGCCAACCUGCGAGAGUUCAGCGAUAAAAAGCUGCGUGUUCAAGAAGAACAAAACUUGACGUCAGUGCUAAUCGCAGAAGGAAGAGGACUGCUUGAUGCUGCCACUGCACCUGCAAAUGCUUCAGGAAAGGCUCUAGCACAGUUAGAGCAUCACCGGGAUGAGCUGCUUCUAUGGACUGCCAAAAUCAGGCACCACGUAGAUGACCUGGUCAUGCAGAUGUCCAAAAGAAGAGCACUGGACCUUGUCUACAGAGCGGAGGAUCAUGCCACUGAGCUCCAGAGACUGGCAGGUGCUCUGGACAGUGGCCUUGGAAAUGUUAGUCACGUGUCCCUAAAUGCGACCAGUGCAACCCAUGUCCAUUCCAACAUCCGGAGCCUGAUUGAAGAAUCAGAGAAGUUGGUGAAAGAUACUCUCAGGACUGAAAGAAAGGCGAGCGUGGCCUCAGAAUCUCUUGUUUCUAAUGGGAAAGCGGCUCUCCAGCGCAGUGCUGAAUUUCUAAAAGAAGGCAAUAGCCUGAGCAGAAAGCAUGGAGGUAUCGCGUUGGAACUGAGUGAAUUGAAAAAUACUGCAAAGAGAUUUCAAGAGAAUGCUGAUAAAAUUACUAAGCAGACCAAUGAAUCACUUUUGAUACUUAGAGCAAUUCCUGAAGGUGUCAGAGACAAAGGCGCCAAAAUCAAAGAGCUGGCCACAUCUGCAAAUCAGAGCGCUACGAGCACUCUAAAGAACGUCGUGGGAUUGGGCCAGAAGCUGUUGAAUACGUCCACUGACCUGUCCAGGGUUAAUGCCACGUUACGAGAAACAGAAGAACUCCUCCGUGACUCCUCAGUGACCACUUUGUUGGCUGGAAGAAAAGUCAAAGAUGUGGAAACACAAGCGAACCUUUUAUUUGAUCGGCUGAAGCCUUUGAAGAUGUUAGAAGAGAACCUGAGCAGAAACCUAUCAGAAAUCAAACUGCUGAUCAGCCAGGCCCGGAAGCAAGCAGCGUCUAUCAAAGUUGCUGUGUCUGCAGACAGAGACUGUAUCCGGGCCUACCAGCCUCAGAUUUCUUCUACCAACUAUAACAGCUUAACACUAAAUGUGAAGACAAGCGAACCUGACAACCUUCUCUUCUACCUGGGGAGUAGCAUCAGUGCUGACUUCCUGGCAGUGGAGAUGCGGCGAGGGAAAGUGGCCUUCCUCUGGGAUUUGGGCUCCGGGUCCACACGUUUGGAAUUUCCAGACUUCCCGAUUGAUGACAGCAAAUGGCACAGUAUCUAUGUAACCAGGUUUGGAAACAUUGGUUCGGUGAGUGUAAAGGAAAUGAGCGCAUCUCAAAAGCCACCACCAAAAACAAGUAAAUCCCCUGGAACAGCUAAUGUUUUGGAUGUAAACAAUUCAACACUAAUGUUUGUUGGAGGGCUUGGAGGACAGAUCAAGAAGUCUCCUGCUGUGAAGGUUACUCAUUUUAAAGGCUGCAUGGGAGAGGCCUUCUUGAAUGGACAGUCGAUUGGCCUAUGGAACUAUAUUGAAAGGGAGGGAAAGUGCCAUGGCUGCUUUGGAAGCCCCCAAAAUGAAGGUGCUUCCUUCCAUUUUGAUGGGAGUGGGUAUUCUGUCGUGGAGAAGAUGCUCCGGGCUACUGUGACGCAGAUAAUUAUGCUUUUUAGUACCUUUUCACCUAAUGGGCUGCUUCUCUACCUGGCUUCAAAUGGCACCAAAGACUUUUUAUCCAUCGACUUGGUCGACGGCAGAGUUAGAGUUACAGUUGACCUGGGUUCUGGGCCUCUUGCUCUUACUACUGACAGACGCUAUAAUAAUGGAACCUGGUACAAAAUUGCCUUCCAGCGAAACAGAAAGCAAGGACUCCUAGCAGUUAUUGAUGCAUAUAACACCAGCUACAAAGAAACCAAGCAAGGGGAAACUCCAGGAGCAUCUUCUGACCUCAAUCGUCUAGAUAAGGAUCCAAUUUAUGUGGGUGGAUUACCUAGGUCAAGAGUUGUAAGGAAAGGUGUCACCAGCAAAAGCUACGUGGGCUGUAUCAAAAACCUGGAAAUAUCUAGAUCGACCUUUGAUUUACUCAGAAAUUCCUACGGAGUGAGAAAAGGCUGUAUACUGGAGCCUGUCCGAAGCGUUAGCUUCUUGAGAGGCGGCUACGUUGAAUUGCCACCCAAGUCCUUGUCACCAGAUUCGGAAUUGUUGGCAACAUUUGCCACCAGGAACAGCAGCGGCAUCAUCCUGGCUGCCCUGGGCCAGCAUGGGGAGAAGCAAGGUCACCGGCAGGCCCACAAGCCCUUCUUUUCCAUCAUGCUAAUUGAAGGCCACAUCGAAGUGCAUGUUAAUCCUGGGGAUGGAACCAGCCUGAGAAGAGCUCUCCUGCAUGCUCCCACGGGCACAUAUGGUGACGGUCAAGAGCAUUCCAUCUCCUUGAUAAGGACCGGGAGAAUUAUCACUGUCCAACUGGAUGAGACAGCUCCUGUGGAAAUGAAGCUGGGCCCAUCAGCAGAAAGCAGGACAAUAAGUGUGUCCAACCUGUACAUAGGUGGUGUUCCAGAGGGCGAGGGGACACCCAUGCUCAAGAUGAGAAGCUCAUUCCAUGGCUGUAUCCAAAACCUGAUCUUUAACAUGGAACUUUUGGAUUUCACUAGUGCCACUGGCUAUGAACACGUGGACUUGGACUCCUGCUUGCUCUCAGAACGGCCAAAGCUGGCUCUCCACGGAGAGGACGGCGAACUCCUGCCAGAGCCCCAGCCUUUACCAAGUCCAGAAUUGUGUGCCGUGGACAGAGCCCCGGAGUACGUCCCCAACGCCCGCCAGUUCGGCCUCGCAGGAGGCAGCCACUUGGUGCUGCCCUUUAAUCAGCUGGCUGUCAGAAAGAGGCUUUUGGUCCAGCUAAGUAUCCGAACAUUCGCCUCCAGUGGCCUGGUUUACUACAUGGCUCAUCAAAACCAGGUUGACUACGCCACGCUGCAGCUGCACGGGGGCCGCCUCCACUUCAUGUUCGAUCUUGGGAAGGGCAGAACAAAAGUCUCGCACCCUGCGCUGCUCAGUGAUGGCCAGUGGCACACGGUCAAGACAGAGUACUUUAAAAGGAAGGGCUUCAUGACAGUCGACGGCCAGGAAUCGCCCAUGGUGACCACGGCGGGAGAUGCUACCACGUUAGAUGUGGAAGGAAAGUUGUACCUAGGAGGCCUUCCCUCCGAGUACAGGGCCAGGAACAUUGGAAAUAUCACCCACAGCAUCCCUGCUUGCAUUGGGGAGGUGACAGUGAACAGCAAACAGCUGGACAAGGACAGCCCAGUGUCUGCAUUUGCAGUAAACAGGUGCUAUGCAGCAGCCCAGGAAGGAACUUUCUUUGAAGGAAGUGGAUAUGCAGCCCUUGUCAAAGAAGGCUACAAAGUACGAUCAGAUGUGAACAUUACGCUGGAGUUUCGUACCUCCUCAGAGAAUGGUGUCCUCCUGGGGAUCAGCAGUGCCAAAGUGGAUGCCAUCGGAUUAGAGAUUGUAAAUGGCAAGCUCUUGUUUCACGUUAACAAUGGUGCUGGUAGGAUAACAGCCACAUAUGAACCCAGUGCUCCCAAUACUCUCUGUGAUGGAAGAUGGCACACACUUCAGGCAAACAAAAGCAAACAUCGCGUGGUUCUGAUUGUCGAUGGGAAUGCAGUUCGAGCUGAAAGUCUACACACCCAGUCUACCUCUGCUGACACCAACAAUCCCAUUUAUGUUGGUGGCUAUCCUGCUGAUGUAAAGCAAAACUGCCUGAGCAGCCAGACCUCCUUCCGCGGCUGUUUGAGAAAACUCACUCUAAUUAAGGGCCCACAAGUGCAAUCCUAUGACUUCAGCACAGCUUUUGACCUACAAGGAGUUUUCCCUCAUUCCUGUCCUGGGACUGAGUCCUGAACUUUGGGGAACUCCUCAGUUGGGAAUCAUCAUUUAUAUUUUGAGGAAAAUUAUUUGGUGGAUUAAAACCUUUAGUUCAGAUUUCAUUUCCAACUCAGGUUAAAUGUUUCCAGAGAGAAAUUUUUUUCUCUAAAAAAUCUAAAACUAAAACCACAUGUACAACAAAUACCUCUAUUAAAUAGUUUAAAAUGUAAAUUGAAUUCACUGGCUCUUUCUUUAAAGUUUUUUAAAUGAAACUUAAAAUGUUGAAUAUUCUAUUGAUUACUUGACAGUAUUUCAUGUUUUGCAUUUUGAGCUUUUAAAAAAUAAAAUAUCACUAUAGACGAUAAUAGAUUAGAUUAGAGAAGAGUAUGAAUACUUUCAUUUCUUUAUCAAUAGUUUAAGCUCCAGUUCCUACAAAGAACAUGUAUUCAAUAAUACUACUGGGUACGUUCCAGCUGAGGGCACCAGCUGUUUGCCCCAAAAGCACUUUGAACAGACUCCAGCAAGUCACAGGCAAAGGGAACACAGGAAGAAGGCAGAGUCUCCUCUAGAUAUAUCCUUGUUUGGUAAGGACCUAACCUAACAGAGGAGUAUUUUGCAAGACAAAAGAAAAAAAAGUGGCAUCAUAACUAGUUAGCUCUUCCUUUACUGUUAAUUUUAUUUUCACUCCUUGGGAUGAAACAGUUUUCCUUGAUCAGCUACUUUUUCUGGGAGAAUGUGUGUAAAUUCCAUAAGAAGGAAAAUUUUAAAGCCAUAAAUACAUUUUAACGAACUAAGCAGUUUUAAACUAAGAUCUCUGAAGGAUCAUUUAAUUCCCUGCAAAUAUAAUUUAGUUUUGCUCUGCAGCUGUGGCUGGAGUCAAAAUGGCUACUGGCUGGGAAGAUGGCGGAAGAGUAAGACGCGGAGAUCACCUUCCUCCCCACAGAUACACCAGAAAUACAUCUACACGUGGAACAACUCCUACAGAACACCACCUACUGAAUGCUGGAAGAAGACCUCAGACCUCCCAAAAGGCAAGAAACUCCCCACGUACCUGGGUAGGGCAAAAGAAAAAAACAAAAACAGAGACAAAAGAAUAGGGACGGCACCUGCACCAGUGGGAGGGAGCUGUGAAGGAGGAAAGGUUUCCACACACUAGGAAGCCCCUUCGCGGGCGGAGACUGCGGGAGGCAGAGGGGGAAGCUUCGAAGGCGCGGAGGAGAGCACAACAACAGGGGUGCGGAGGGCAAAGCGGGGAGAUUCCCACACAGAGGAUCGGUGCUGACCGGCACUCACCAGCCCGAGAGGCUUGUCUGCUCAACCGCCGGGGCGGGCGGGGCUGGGAGCUGAGGCUUGGGUUUCGGUUGGAGCGCAGGGAGAGGACUGGGGUUGGCGGCGUGAACACAGCCUGAAGGGGUUAGUGCACCACGGCUAGCCGGGAGGGAGUCCGGGGAAAAGUGUGGAGCUGCAGAAGAGGCAAGAGACUUCUUCCCUCUUUGUUUCCUGGUGUGCAGGGAGAGGGGCUUAAGAGCGCUGCUUAAAGGAACUCCAGAGACGGGCGCGAGCCGUGGCUAAAAGCAUGGACCAGAGACGGACGUGAGCCGCGGCUAAAAGCGCGGAUCCCAGAGACGGGUGCAAGCCGCGGCUAAAAGAACGGACCCCCAGAGACAGGCGAGAGACGCUAAGGCUGCUGCUGCCGCCACCAAGGGGCCUGUGUGCAAGCACAGGUCACUAUCUACACCCCUCUUCCGGGGAGCCUGUGCAGCCCGCCACGGCCAGGUUCCCAGGAUCCAAGGACAACUUCCCCGGGAGAACGCACAGCGGGCCUCAGGCUGCUGCAACGUCAUGCUGGCCUCUGCUGCCGCAGGCCCGCCCCGCACGCCGUGCCCCUCCCUACCCCCCGGCUGAGUGUGCCAAAGCCCCCGAAUCAGCGGCUCCUUUAACCCCGUCCUGUCUGAGCAAUAAACACGCCCUCCAGCGACCUACACGCAGAGGCAGGGCCAAAUCCAAAGCUGAGCCCCUGUGAGCUGUGAGAACAAAGAGAAAGGGAAAUCUCUCCCAGCAGCCUCAGAAGCAGCAGAUUAAAGGUCCAUAAUCAACUUGAUGUACCUGCAUCUGUGGAAUACAUGAAUAGACAACGAAUCAUCCCAAAUUGAGGAGGUGGGCUUUGAGAGCAAGAUUUAUGACUUUUUCCCCUUUACCUCUUUUAGUGAGGGUGUAUGUGUAUGCUUCUGUGUAAGAUUUUGUCUGUAUAGCUUUGCUUCCACCAUUUGUCCUAAGGUUCUAUCCGUCCCUUUUUUUUUCUAAAUAAUUAUUUUUUAAUUCAGUAACUUUAUUAUAUUUUAUUUUACUGUAUCUUCUUUCUUUCUUUUUCCUUCCUUGCUCCCUCCCUCCUUUCUUCCUUCCUUCCUCCCUCCCUCCCUCCCCUAACUCUCUCUACUUUUUCUCCCUUUUAUUCUGAGCCGUGUGGAUGAAAGGCUUUCGGUGCUGCAGCCAGGAGUCAGGGCUCUGCCUCUGAGGUGGGAGAGUCAACUUCAGGACACUGGUCAACAAGAGACCUCCCAGCUCCACAUAAUAUAAAACGGUGAAAAUCUCCCAGAGACCUCCAUCUUAACACCAGCACCCAGCUUCACUCAACGACCAGCAAGCUACAGAGCUGGACAACCUAUGCCAAACAACUAGCAAAACAGGAACACAACCCCACCCAUUAGCAGAGAGGCUGCCUAAAAUCAUAGUAAGUCCACAGACACCCCAAAACACACCACCAGACGUGGACCUGCCCACCAGAAAGACAAGAUCCAGCCUCAUCCACCAGAACACAGGCACCAGUCCCCUCCACCAGGAAGCCUGCACAACCCACUGAACCAACCUUAGCCACUGGGGACAGACACUAAAAACUACAGGAACUACGAACCUUCAGCCUGCAAAAAGGAGACUCCAAACACAGUAAGAUAAGCAAAAUGAGAAGACAGAAAAACACACAGCAGAUGAAGGAGCAAGAUAAAAACCCACCAGACCUAACAAAUGAAGAGGAAAUAGGCAGUCUACCUGAAAUAGAAUUCAGAAUAAUGAUAGUAAAGAUGAUCCAAGGAAAUAGAAUGGACAAAAUGCAAUAAACAUUUAACAAGGACCUAGAAGAAAUAAAGAUGAAACAAGCAACGAUGAACAACACAAUAAAUCAAAUUAAAAAUCCUCUAGACGGGAUCAAUAAUAGCAGAAUAACUGAGGCAGAAGAAAGGAUAAGUGACCUGGAAGAUAAAAUAGUGGAAAUAACUACUGCAGAGCAGAAUAAAGAAAAAAGAAUGAAAAGAACUGAGGACAGUCUCAGAGACCUCUGGGACAACAUUAAACGCACCAACAUUCGAAUUAUAGGGGUUCCAGAAGAAGAAGAGAAAAAGAAAGGGACUGAGAAAAUAUUUGAAGAGAUUAUACUUGAAAACUUCCCUAAUAUGGGACAGGAAAUAGUUAAUCAAGUCCAGGAAGCACAGAGUCCCAUACAAAGAUAAAUCCAAGGAGAAAUACGCCAAGACACAUAUUAAUCAAACUGGCAAAAAUUAAAUACAAAGAAAGCAUAUUAAAAGCAGCAAGGGAAAAACAACAAAUAACACAUAAGGGAAUCCCCAUAAGGUUAACAGCUGACCUCUCAGCAGAAACUCUGCAAGCCAGAAAGGACUGCCAGGAUAUAUUUAAAGUGAUAAAGGAGAAAAACCUGCAACCAAGAUUAGUCUACCCAGCAAGGAUCUCAUUCAGAUAUGAUGGAGAAAUUAAAACCUUUACAGACAAGCAAGAGCUGAGAGAGUUCAGCACCACCAAACCAGCUUUACAACAAAUGCUAAAGGAACUUCUCUAGACAAGAAACACAAGAAAAGGAAAAGACCUAUAAUAACAAACCCAAAACAAUUUAGAAAAUGGGAAUAGGAACAUACAUAUUGAUAAUUACCUUAAAUGUAAAUGGACUAAAUGCUCCCACCAAAAGACACAGAUUGGCUGAAUUGAUACAAAAACAAGACCCAUAUAUAUGCUGUCUACAAGAGACCCACUUCAGACCUAGAGACACAUACAGCCUGAAAGUAAGGGGCUGGAAAAAGAUAUUCCAUGCAAUGGAAACCAAAAGAAAGCUGGAGUAGCAAUUCUCGUAUCAGACAAAAUAGACUUUAAAAUAAAGACUAUUAGAAGAGACAAAGAAGGACACUACAUAAUGAUAAAGGGAUCGAUCCAAGAAGAAGAUAUAACAAUUGUAAAUAUUCAUGCACCCAACAUAGGAGCAACUCAAUACAUAAGGCAAAUACUAACAGGCAUAAAAGGAGAAAUAGACAGUAACACAUUCAUAGUAGGGGACUUUAACACCCCACUUUCACCAAUGGACAGAUCAUCCAAAGUGAAAAAAGGAAACACAAGGUUUAAAUGAUACAUUAAACAAGAUGGACUUAAUUGAUAUUCAUAGGACACUCCAUCCAAAAACAACAGAAUACACAUUUUUCUCAAGUGCUCAUGGAACACUUUCCAGGAUAGAUCAUAUCUUGGGUCACAAAUCAAGCCUUGGUAAAUUUAAGAAAAUUGAAAUUGUAUCAAGUAUCUUUUCCAACCACAAUGCUAUGAGACUAGAUAUCAAUUACAGGAAAGGAUCUGUAAAAAACACAACCACAUGGAGGCUUAACAAUACAUUACUUAAUAACGAAGUGAUCACUGAAGAAAUCAAAGAGGAAAUCAAAAAAUACCUAGAAACACAUGACAAUGGAGACACAACGACCCAAAACCUAUGGGAUGCAGCUAAAGCAGUUCUAAGGGGGAAGUUUACAGCAAUACAAUCCUACCUUAAGUAACAGGAAACAUCUCAAAUAAAAAACCUAACCUUGCACCUAAAGCAAUUAGAGAAAGAAGAACAAAAAAAACCCAAAGUUAGCAGAAGGAAAGAAAUCAUAAAAAUCAGAUCAGAAAUAAAUGAAAAAGAAAUGAAGGAAACGAUAGCAAAGAUCAAUAAAACUGAAAGCUGGUUCUUUGAGAAGAUAAACAAAAUUGAUAAGCCAUUAGCCAGACUCAUCAAGAAAAAAAGGAAGAAGACUCAGAUCAAUAGAUUUAGAAAUGAAAAGAGAACAACAGACACUGCAGAAAUACAAAAGAUCAUGAGAGAUUACUACAAGCAGCUCUAUGCCAAUAAAAUGGACAAUCUGGAAGAAAUGGACAAAUUCUUAGAAAUGCACAACCUGCCAAGACUGGAUCAGGAAGAAAUAAAAAAAUAUGAACAGACCAAUCACAAGCACUGAAAUUGAAACGGUGAUUAAAAAUCUUCCAACACGGCUUCCCUGGUGGCGCAGUGGUUGAGAGUCCGCCUGCUGAUGCAGGGGACACGGGUUCGUGCCCUGGUCUGGGAGAAUUCCACAUGCUACGGAGCGGCAGGGCCCGUGAGCCAUGGCCACUGGGCCUGCGUGUCCAGAGCCUGUGCUCCGCAAUGGGAGAGGCCACAACAGUGAGAGGCCCGCGUACUGCAAAAAAAAAAAAAAAAAAAUUUUCCAACAAACAAAA
This is a messenger RNA of Orcinus orca (killer whale), 14941 nucleotides long. It is a transcript of the gene LAMA1, whose product is annotated as laminin subunit alpha 1. The record is from RefSeq and is a predicted model, not a curated record. The transcript has 63 exons. Lineage: Eukaryota; Metazoa; Chordata; Mammalia; Artiodactyla; Delphinidae. Gene Ontology annotation, cellular component: basement membrane. Gene Ontology annotation, biological process: camera-type eye development; regulation of embryonic development; cell adhesion. Gene Ontology annotation, molecular function: extracellular matrix structural constituent; signaling receptor binding. Bases 212 to 9457 code for a protein of 3081 amino acids.